UUCAUCUCGAAACGCGGCAAAUUCUGUUGACUUAUCUGCAAGUUCUCGCUUUAAUGUUUCUUUGUCCCUUUUCUCUUUGUCUAAUUUACUCGCGCUACUUGCUCUAUCCGUUCUAUCCAUUCCAUCGAUCGUAUCUACGCCACUUGCUCUAUCAGUUCUAUCCACACUAAUUCCAUUUGCUUUAUCUACUUUUGCCUGGUCCAAGAGUUUUGAGAUGUCUGUUUUAACUGACGGAUCGUACCCUGUGUAAUCGUUAUAUUUUAGAUAUGCAUAUUAAAUCAAUAAUUUUUAGAUAUAUUUUUUUUUCUAGUACCGUCCGCUUGUGUUCCAGAUGUUCUUAUUCUUCUUACCAGUUUACCGUCUACUCUCCCUUCCGUGUAUCGGGGAUCGGACGGAUCGAUCGAACUUCUCUGAUCUUCAUCGCGCUUAGCAUCCACCGUUGCACUUAUAAUCUUUUCGUCCGCGGUCCCGAUCAAAGUGCUUACUUUGAGAUCGGAUCUCGUUGCUAAUUCUUUCAAAACCCAUGGUGAUUCGGUAGCUGGAAGCUUUGUUGAUUAUCUUUGAGCAGUGGUUUGCGCAUAAAUAAGUCAAAUGAACGUAUUUUUUAUCAAGGAUAUAAUCGAUAUUGGUCGUACCUAGUUUCCUUAGCUGAGCUUUUACUACGGGGCACCGCGGAUUACAUUUAGGCAUUUAAGUGAAUUUUAAUAAUCAGUCAAAACAUUAUCCAUGAUCUUCCAUCUGAAAUACCGAUAAUCUUUUUCGGAUGUCUGACGGCUCGUUAACGCGUGACUGAUAGGUUGACAAACGACUUUCGUGUUUCAAUUAUCCUGUUAUUCCCUCCCUAAAUUGUAUUACGAAAUAUUCGAAUAGAAGCUGACUCUUACACACAGAUGUGUUCUGAAUUAUCGAAUGAAAUUCGCAAAGCAAGAAUUUGCGAAGGACAAUGUUCCAACAGCGAAAUCUUGAAUUCGGUUAGUUGCGAAAAUUUCGAAGAAUGCAGAAGAACGCCGAUCAUUGACGAAGAUGAUCAAUUACCCUCGCAUUACUUGGAGAAAAAUAUCUUUUAUUUGUUAUUACCGGCGGUAGAGGAAACCCUUAAAGAGGCAUCACGAUGGAACGCGCUUCGUAUACAAAAAUGUCGAUUCAAUGGCCUGGAUUACAUCGCGGAAUUGUUAUGGAAUUUUAAUCCGCGACGGUCGAAGAUACAUUCGCCGUUGUUGAAUGUUUUUGAAAUACCAGCGUUUAAAGAAUAUUUGCUCCAACACCCUAGACCGUACUAUCCAAAAUCGUGGUUGUGGUCUGAAGGACACGCAGCUUUGCGCAUACAGAGAUAUGUACGUGGAUGGUUGGUCCGGAAACGCGAAGACGUUCAAGAGAUGAGGCAAUUUUGGAAGGUAGAUAUACUUUAUUUUACAUUAUUUUACAUUGCAUCGCGUUAUAUCCCGUUAUAUACAUGUGUCUCUUUAAACAGAAUAUCGCUGGGAAAAAAUUGGAUCAGUUGCCAGGAUCACCAGGUAUACUUUGUCUUGUGUCUGUAGCAUUAAUGUGGUUACCAAA
This is a messenger RNA of Megachile rotundata (alfalfa leafcutting bee), 1557 nucleotides long. RefSeq names its product IQ domain-containing protein K-like. NCBI's taxonomy places the organism in Eukaryota, Metazoa, Arthropoda, Insecta, Hymenoptera, Megachilidae. The record is from RefSeq and is a predicted model, not a curated record.